AUUAAAAGCAUUAAAAGAGAAAACAAAGUUGAAUAAUCAUAACCAUACAAUACAAGCUAUAUAGCCUAAGCUAAGGGAAUUGGGUGAAGAAUCAGAAAAUGGGGGCCGCUGAAUUUCUUCCCAAAGAGUACGGUUAUGUCCCUAUUGUUCUUGUUUCAUACUGCUUUCUCAAUUUCUGGAUGGGUUUUCAAGUCGGCAAAGCUCGAAAGAAAUAUAAGGUGCCGUACCCAACUCUCUAUGCCUCUGAAUCUAAUAACAAAGAGGCUAAUCUCUUCAAUUGUGUUCAAAGAGGUCACCAGAACUCUCUGGAAUUGAUGCCUGUGUAUUUCAUGUUAAUGAUUUUGGGAGGAAUAAAGCAUCCUUGUAUCUCCUCUGCUCUUGGAUCUCUCUAUAUAAUCACUCGUUUUUUCUACUUCAAAGGCUAUGCCACUGGUGACCCUAUGAAUCGCCUCAAGAUCGGCAAAUAUGGGUUCUUGGCUCUGUUUGGACUUAUGGUUUGCACUAUCUCAUUUGGGAUCUCUCUUUUGCUUUCCUAAACUCAUUAUCUCUUCUUUUUAUGUUUUAUUUUUCUUGUUUUUAUCUGAAUGGUUUGUUUUUGUUUGGGUCAGCAAUAAGAAAAGAAGGGAUUUUGUUUUCAUAGAAUAAAUUAAAAUUACCUGCUAAAAAUUAGUGGUCAUUCAGUUAUAGAUAAAAAUUACCUGUUUUUGAUCUGAGCCAUUUGUUUCUAGUGGGGGUGGUUAAUUAUGAAUGUUGCAUUAUUGGAUCAACAUAGUACAGAUACAGAUAUCAAUAAAUUCAUGUACUAAUAUUCAGCAAAAAAUAAAAAAUAAUAAAUUCAUUUACCAA
This is a messenger RNA of Cannabis sativa, 846 nucleotides long. RefSeq lists its product as uncharacterized. Bases 99 to 536 code for a protein of 145 amino acids. NCBI's taxonomy places the organism in Eukaryota, Viridiplantae, Streptophyta, Magnoliopsida, Rosales, Cannabaceae. The transcript has 2 exons. Gene Ontology annotation, molecular function: glutathione peroxidase activity; glutathione transferase activity. The record is from RefSeq and is a predicted model, not a curated record. Gene Ontology annotation, cellular component: endoplasmic reticulum; nuclear envelope; membrane.